This is a messenger RNA of Cyphellophora attinorum, 804 nucleotides long. RefSeq names its product Syntaxin pep12. Gene Ontology annotation, molecular function: SNARE binding; SNAP receptor activity. Lineage: Eukaryota; Fungi; Ascomycota; Eurotiomycetes; Chaetothyriales; Cyphellophoraceae. The record is from RefSeq and is a predicted model, not a curated record. Gene Ontology annotation, biological process: vesicle fusion; intracellular protein transport; Golgi to vacuole transport. Gene Ontology annotation, cellular component: SNARE complex; endomembrane system; membrane. The transcript is spliced from 2 exons. Bases 1 to 804 code for a protein of 267 amino acids.
AUGUCUUUCGACCGCUUAUCGUCACUGGAGUCGCAACCGACGACAACUCGGCGACAGGAUGAUCCCACCUAUAGGGAUGACCCAGAGUUUCAGCGCUUUACCGAGUCGCUAUCAACAAAACUAUUCGAGCUGAUCUCCAACGUAACUCGUCUAUCGAACCAGAUUGCCCUCCUUGGAACAAAACGAGAUACACAGCGAGUGCGCGAGCGAGUCCAUGAUCUGCUAGAAGAGAGCAGAGAUGGCUUCAAAGAGGUGGGCGAGGGCAUCAAGAAGGCGCAAGCAUGGGAUGACCUCAACCCAUCUCAAAAGUAUACCAAUCAAAAGCUAUCGCGCGAAUUCGCUUCAGCCCUGUCAGAGUUCCAGGUUGUACAGCGAAGGGCCAUCGAGAAGGAGAGAGCGAACAAAGCAGCCCUCGAAGAGUCAAAUGCCGCACAGUCGCCUACUGGUGAGCGACAACAACAGCAGCAACUACUCGAAGAGCCACAGGUCGCCAACCAAAGCGAAGUCGAUUUCCAGGAGAAUCUCAUCAUUGAGCGCGAGGGAGAGAUCCGCCAAAUAGAGCAGUCCGUCGGCGAGCUCAACGAAUUGUUCCGAGAUGUUGCUCAUAUUGUGCGCGAGCAAGGCGACAUGAUUGACACCAUCGAUGUGAAUGUCGAAAACACCCUGACCGAUACACGAGGCGCCGAUGUCGAGCUGAGGAGCGCCAGUCGAUACCAGAAGGCUGCCCGCAACAAAGCAUGCUGUUUGCUGUUCAUCUUGGCAAUUGUUCUGGUCAUCAUUGUAUUGGCUGUCGUACUGAGCUGA